AAUGCUGGCUGGUAUCAGGUGCACGCGCUCAUUGCAUGGCCACGUGGGCGCUAUUUUACCCGCUUCAGCAAGCCGUCGUUGUGCGGUAUACGACGUUUUACUGCUAGCUUUUAAACUACCGCGGUCUGUGUGUUCAUGGCUUGGAGAAGAAUGUCAAAUUUAGUGUUGUUACUGUUGAGUUCGGUUUGCAUUGAACUGACUAAAGCACAGCGAUUAGAACGAAUGCACGGAUACCAAAGUAGUUUCACUGGUGAAUUGCUGGAUGAACCUGAUGUGGCCUUUUAUCCGUAUUCUGAUAACGAUUAUGACUACCCUGAAAGUAAAAUCACAACACAUCUACGAGAUUUACAUAAUGCUUCUUCUACGGUCGAGUACUUUUCAGACCGUGACGGUGAUCUGGAGUUGGGAAACGUAGCAGGACCUGCUCUUAUUAAAGAAAUUUAUAAGUUUCCUUUGCCAAAGAAAUCAUCUGAAGGAUUUGCAGUCUUCUGCUCUGACGAGAAAAUGACUGUGAGGCUGCCUUCUGGGCCAAAGGAAAAAAUCAAAGUUCAGGGAUCUGAAGGGCUUAUACCUGUAGUAGCGCUCGCUGGGUCUUGUGGGUAUUCUAUGAAAGAGGGUCUGGAUCAUAAUACCCUGAGCAUCUCCUUUACGGGCUGUCAUGUCACUCUUAAGAAAAGACUGUACACUGUGAAGCUGGUUUAUUCGACCUUUGAUGGACAAAAUGGUGACAUUGAUGCAUCCUGUACUGAUGAACUGCCUUCCUCCGAACCUCCUUUGGCACCGCUGAAGAGGCCGCAGGCAGAUGAACCUUUGCAAAAGGAUAUGGCUAGAUCGGGGCCGUUUGUUUCAGUGUGCCGUAGCACUAGUGCUCCUGUUACACAAGUACAGUUCACUACACCCCAGCGGCUGCCUUGGGGUGGAAAACCCAAUUUCGAUGUUAAAAUACCUCCUGCUCCCAUUGUGAAUAACGUACCCAGUAUCUUGAAUAACGUACCCAGUAAAAAUGUACCAAAAGUGGGCUGCAAGAUCCCUCAGAGUCAUCGUUUACGUUGUGGUCCCUCUGGGAUUUCUGCAUCUCUGUGCUUGGCUAAAGGCUGCUGCGUAGAUCCUAAAACGUCCUCUUGUUUCUAUCCAAUGGAUGCAUGCACGGCAGACAAGAACUUUGUGGUUGCUGUUGGCCGUGCUGAAAAGCCAUAUCCCAUGGAUCCCUCCAACUUGGUGGUAGCGGGAAAGGACCGAUGCGCUCCAGUUAUUCGGUCCCGUGACUUUGCGGUCUUCAAGUUCUCAGUGACUGAGUGUGGGACUCGUUCUUAUACGCUGGGGGAUACAGUGGUGUACAUGGCAGAAAUACAGUCGAACAUUAAAGUGUACAAUCUCAAAUUCGGCGCCAUCACACGGGAUCCUUAUUUUAGGUUAUUGGUAGAAUGUCGCUAUUCAAAGAGUGGUGCUUUGGGCAUGCCUUUCUUCAUUACCUCUGGAUAUGUGGUUAAAAGUCCGAGUUGGCCCUUGACUGUGACAUCUAGUGGAUUGUAUAAUGUACAAUUGAAGAUUGCAGCAGAUCGCACGUUCACAAAGUUCUACUCUCGAGAUCAUCUGCCCCUCAAACUUCUGCUUGGAAAGUCUGUGUUUUUGGAGUUGCACCUGAGUACCAGCGAUGGCUCUGCAGUGAUCUUGGUGCACUACUGUGUUGCCUAUCCACGCUCUGCAACAAAUGCUUUGGUCCUAAUACAUGAAGGGUGUCCCAAUAAACUGGAUGGCUCAGCCUCCAUCCUUUAUGGCAAAGGCCUGCCUCAGUCCAAACAGCGGCGUCGCUUUGAGAUCAGAACUUUUCAGUUCUUAGAUCUGAAAUCCAAGAAGUUCCUAGAUGAAGAGAUGUACUUCAUGUGCCACACUGAAGUGUGCUUACCCUCUGAGAGAUCUUGUGACGAACGUUGCUUUGGUGAAGCAUAAACCGUGGACCGGAGAGAGAUUCCGAAUUCACCUGUGUACUUUGUCAUGUUUGGUUAUUUUGAAGUGUUAAUAAACUUUUUACCUCUGGUUAA
Messenger RNA from Paramormyrops kingsleyae, 2042 nucleotides. RefSeq names its product zona pellucida sperm-binding protein 4-like. The record is from RefSeq and is a predicted model, not a curated record. Lineage: Eukaryota; Metazoa; Chordata; Actinopteri; Osteoglossiformes; Mormyridae. Gene Ontology annotation, biological process: binding of sperm to zona pellucida; prevention of polyspermy. Gene Ontology annotation, molecular function: acrosin binding; structural constituent of egg coat. Gene Ontology annotation, cellular component: egg coat.